Messenger RNA from Paramisgurnus dabryanus, 1648 nucleotides. RefSeq lists its product as uncharacterized. NCBI's taxonomy places the organism in Eukaryota, Metazoa, Chordata, Actinopteri, Cypriniformes, Cobitidae. Gene Ontology annotation, biological process: regulation of transcription by RNA polymerase II. Gene Ontology annotation, molecular function: DNA-binding transcription factor activity, RNA polymerase II-specific; RNA polymerase II cis-regulatory region sequence-specific DNA binding. The record is from RefSeq and is a predicted model, not a curated record.
UCUGCACGCGUAGCGGUUUGAGCAGACUCGGCGAAAUAUCAGUCAGGUAGUACUAACUUAGUAGUAGUAGAAAUAUAGCUUGUGAAUAAUAAUGGUGAUUACGUGCAUUGUAAAGGGUUGUGAAAACAAGCAGAAAGUUUAUAGCGCCGUCAUGUUUCACAGAAUUCCAAAUAACCACAAACGGCGGAAAGCAUGGCUUGCUGCUUUAAACAUGGAUCCGACGACGACUUCAGAAGUAAUUAUGAAGAAUUGUCGUGUUUGCUCCGAACAUUUUACCCAGGAUGACUAUACCUCAACGGGACUACGCCUAAAAGAUACUGCGAUACCAACGAUCUUCAAAUCACAAACAGAUCAAACUGUAUCAUCACCCGAUGCUCAUGUGGAGUUUUGUGAAUCUUCAGUGUAUGUGAUUGAUGGGAGCUCCUCAGAAAGUCUGGAUUCAGUGAGCACCGAACAAGAUCAACCCUUGAUGGACAAACAUCUCUCUGAAGAGACAGCCGGUCCCACACAGGAAUCAGAGCUCAGUCUUACUUUACUCUGUUAUAGUGAGUCAGACACUGAUCAGGAGGAUGAAUUUUCCGAACAAACAGGCACAGGGUCUCAGGUUAUUGUCUAUAACGGUGAAGAACAACAGGAGAUCCUGCAGACUACAGUGAAGACGUCUUCAGUCAUACUGGAGGACGGCAGGAACCUGAUUGAGAUGAAAACAGAAACCACAGAAGAGGAAGAUGACACUAAUGAUGAUGAACAAGAUGAUGAUGAAGAAGAAGAUGAGCAUUAUGGUGACGAUGAUGAUGAUUUUGUUCCUUUCGAUGAGCCUUUAGAUGACGACGAUGAUCACUGUAUUCCUUCAGAUGAGAUCAAUGAAUCUUCUGAUGAAGAAAAAACGCACAAGUGUCCAUACUGCAAGAAGACAUUUUCUGAUGCAUUGAAGCUUAAGUCACAUGUGCGUUCACACACCAAAGAGAAACCGUUUCAAUGCAGCGUAUGUGGAAAAACCUUUAAGCUUUUAGGUUACUUGAGACAACACGAAAAAACACACGUUGAGGAGAAACCCUUUAAAUGUUCACACUGCGAUAAACGUUUUUGUAAUAAACCCAGUCUAACGCGACAUAACAGAGUUCACACCGGAGAGAAACCCUACCUCUGCCAACACUGCGGGAAGAGCUUCUCCAACUCCAGGGGGUUUACAGAUCAUAUGAGAGUUCACACCGGAGAAAAACCUUAUCAUUGCUCUCUAUGUGGAAAGAAUUUUGCGCGUCCCCAAGCCUUUAAGCUUCAUCAACGAGCUCACACUGGAGUAAAACCUUAUCAGUGUAGUUUUUGUGGAAAGAGUUUCACUCGACAGGACAAUUUGGCGACACAUCAGAGAAUUCAUACGGGAGAAAAACCUUACAAGUGCACUCAGUGUGAUUUGGGAUUUACACAAGCGGUUCUCCUGAGACUCCAUCAGAAAAAACAUCAUGGAGGGAAAUCUUAACAUCUGUAGAGAUAUUCAGUCAUGUAGGACAUUUAAAAGACUCAUCAUGCUGAAGAACAGACUGAAAAUGACAAACAGUUACAAACACUAUUUUACAUUAAAAGAAGACAUUGUAUUUUCUGUACUGUAUUGAAUGUAAUAGCAGAUUUAUUUGCAUUCAAAUAAAAC